GAAAUAAUGAUCAAGAAAACGAUAGCGUUUUUGUCGAAUUCCUAUCGUUCUUAUACGUAUUUGUUGAGUUUGUGUAUACCGCAAAAUAUUCGGCGAUUAUCUCAUUUAGAUGUUUUAAAUCGAAAUAAUUUCAAGUUUAAUUUGUUUAAUACAUCCACACAAAUGGGGGACCAAGCAGCUGGAAUACCAAUAACAAAUGAAGAAAUAUUAAAAUUAUGUAAAAGUCCUGACCCUGCUACUAAGGAUUUUAUAUUCCAACAAACUAUGUACCGCAUCAAAGACCCACGAAAAAGCAUCCCCUUCUAUACGGAUGUCCUAGGAAUGACUUUAUUAACAAAACUAGAUUUUCCAGAAAUGAAAUUCACUGUCUAUUUUUUGGGCUUUGAAGAAUCAAAGGACCUUGUAGGUAACCUUGGCUCAAAAGAACGUACAGAGUGGGCAUUAAGCAGAAAAGCAACUUUAGAAUUAACCCACAAUUGGGGAACAGAAAAUGAUCCAGAACAGAAAUAUCAUAAUGGAAAUUCUGAUCCUCGAGGAUAUGGUCAUAUUGGUGUAAUGGUACCUAAUGUUGACGAAGCUUGUGCACGUUUCGAGAAUUUAGGUGUCAAUUUCAUAAAAAGGCCCCAAGAUGGCAAGAUGAAAACGUUGGCCUUUAUUUCUGAUCCUGACGGCUAUUGGAUCGAAAUAUUCUGUAACAAAACUGUUGUAUAAAACAUUAUAAUUGCUCGAAACUUUUUUGCACCUGCUUCCCUAAAAUAAUGUAUUUAAGUUGUAUAUGAAAUAAAAAAAAUAAAAAAUAA
Molecule: messenger RNA, 800 nt
Organism: Agrilus planipennis (emerald ash borer)
Lineage: Eukaryota; Metazoa; Arthropoda; Insecta; Coleoptera; Buprestidae
Product: lactoylglutathione lyase
Exons: 3
Coding region: 7-711 (234 amino acids)
Molecular function (GO): metal ion binding; lactoylglutathione lyase activity
Source: RefSeq, a predicted model, not a curated record